Molecule: messenger RNA, 4789 nt
Organism: Camarhynchus parvulus
Lineage: Eukaryota; Metazoa; Chordata; Aves; Passeriformes; Thraupidae
Gene: ADAM23
Product: ADAM metallopeptidase domain 23
Exons: 26
Coding region: 13-2415 (800 amino acids)
Biological process (GO): proteolysis
Cellular component (GO): presynaptic membrane
Molecular function (GO): metalloendopeptidase activity
Source: RefSeq, a predicted model, not a curated record
GCGCUAUGAGCCAUGAAGCCGCCCGGCAGCAACUCCCUGCGGCAGCCUGGCUGCGGCGGCCGCCGCCGCCCCGCGCUCCUGCCGCUCCUCGGCCGCCUCGUCUCGCUGCUCCUGCUCUUCCAUGGCUCCUGUGUCCCCCGGGCCCGCGCGGCUGCAGCGGCCGCCGGCCUGCACUGGAAUGAAACAGCAAGCGGUAUAGAGGAAGUACUGGCAGAUGAAGAGAGUACAUUUCAACAGAGUAACAGCAGUAACAGUAAAAAUAACAGCUACAGCAAUGCAAUCCAGAAAGAAAUCACACUGCCUUCAAGACUAAUCUAUUACAUCAACAGAGACUCUGAGACCCCUUACCAUAUCCUGGAUACCAGGGCAAGGCACCAGCAGAAACAUGACAAGGCUGUACAUCUGGCCCAGGCAAGUUUCCAGAUUGAGGCCUUUGGCUCUAAAUUCAUCCUUGACCUCACACUGAAUAAUGACUUGCUAUCUUCCAAUUAUGUGGAGAUCCACUAUGAAGAUGGAAAACCAAAAUUUUCUAAGGGGGGAGAGCAUUGUUACUACCAUGGAAAUAUCAGAGGUGUGAAGGAUUCUAAAGUUGCUCUUUCAACUUGUAAUGGACUUCAUGGCAUGUUUGAAGACAGUACUUAUUUGUACUUGAUAGAACCAAUGGAUCUGACCCACACUGCAGAAAGUAAAAGUAGGCCACAUGUCAUCCAAAGAACUUAUGGAACACAAGCUUCCAAGCAGUUACGGGACCUUGAGACUGACUCUAGUUCUGAAUGGCCUUUUCUAUCUGAACUUCAGUGGCUGAGGAGAAGGAGAAGAAAGAGAGCAUUAUCUCGUGGUGUCUUUGAAGAAAUGAAAUAUCUGGAGCUCAUGAUAGUAAAUGACCAUAAAAUGUUCAAAAGGCACCGUUCUUCAACUGCAUACACAAACAAUUUUGCAAAGUCUGUGGUAAACCUUGUAGAUGCUAUAUACAAGGAGCAGCUGAACACCAGGGUGGUGCUGGUGGCUGUGGAGACCUGGACAGACAGAGACCGCAUUAACAUUCACCCCGACCCCCUGCAGAUGCUGCACGACUUCUCCAAGUACCGGCAGCACUACAUCAAGCAGCACGCGGAUGCUGUGCACCUGCUCUCGAAUGUGACAUUUCAUUACAAAAGGAGCAGCUUAAGUUACUUUGGAGGUGUUUGCUCUGUGGCCAGAGGAGUUGGAGUGAAUGAGUAUGGCCUCCCUUUGCCCAUGGCACAGGAACUAGCACAGAGUCUUGCUCAGAAUCUUGGAAUACAAUGGGAGCCAGCUGCCAGGAAACCGAAGUGUGACUGCACUGAAUCCUGGGGUGGUUGCAUCAUGGAGGAAACAGGGGUAUACCAUUCCAGGAAAUUCUCCAAAUGCAGCAUUGCAGAAUACAAAGAAUUUUUACUUCGUGGGGGCGGUGCCUGUCUUUUUAACAGGCCAACAAAGCUCUUUGAAGUCACCGAGUGUGGAAAUGGAUAUGUAGAAGCAGGAGAAGAAUGUGAUUGCGGUUUUCGAAUGGAAUGCUAUGCAGACUGUUGUAAGAAGUGUUCUCUUUCUAAUGGAGCUCAUUGUAGUGAUGGACCCUGCUGUAAUACAUCGUGUCUUUUUUUCCCACGAGGUUAUGACUGUCGAUACGCAGUGAACGAGUGUGACAUUGCAGAGUUCUGCACUGGGGAUUCUGGACAGUGCCCACCAAAUCUUCAUAAACAAGAUGGGUAUGCCUGUGAUUCUAAUCAGGGUCGUUGCUAUAAUGGUGAAUGCAAGACAAGAGACAAUCAGUGCAAAUAUAUCUGGGGAUCUAAGUCUUCAGGAUCUGACAAAUUUUGUUAUGAAAAGCUAAAUACAGAAGGCACAACAAAAGGAAACUGUGGAAAGGAUGGAGACCGAUGGAUUCAGUGCAGCAAACAUGAUGUUUUCUGUGGCUUUUUGCUCUGUACCAAUCUUACUAGAGUUCCACGAGUUGGUCAAGUUCAAGGGGAAAUUAUCCCAAAUUCUUUUUAUCAUCAAGGACGCAUAGUGGACUGCAGUGGUGCUCAUGUUCUUUUAGAUGAUGAUACAGAUUUAGGUUAUGUGGAGGAUGGAGCUCCAUGUGGACCUCAGAUGAUGUGUCUGGACAAAAAGUGCCUGCCAAUCCAGUCCUUGAACAUAAGCAGCUGUCCCAUUGGUUCCAAUGGAAAAGUCUGUUCUGGUCAUGGGGUUUGUAGUAAUGAAGCCACUUGCAUUUGUAAUUUCUCCUGGGCUGGGACGGACUGCAGCAUUGAUGAUCCUGUCAGGGAUACUGGUGGCAAGAAGGAUGAAGGACCCAAGGGUCCUAGUGCCACCAAUCUUAUAAUAGGCUCCAUCGCUGGUGCCAUCCUGGUAGCAGCUAUUGUCCUUGGGGGGACAGGAUGGGGCUUUAAGUAAGCAAUGCCGCAUGUCUUCUCCUCGGUGGCUCUGGCAUUUCUAUUUCUUGCUUACAUCACUCAGUUUUGAGUUCCUGCUACAAGAGUUCCAAGUUAACCCCCAGACUCUAACAGACUGCUUUGAACAGGAAAUUAUACAUGCAGUAAACAAGCAAAGAAAAUGGAUUUGAAAAUAGCAAAUGUUAUCAGGGUGCAAAGUUGAAUAACAAUAAACAAACUAGGUGAAUUCAUUAAAAUUAAAUUAACACUUAAGGAACAAGGUCUUUUUUCACCUCCUGUCCGUAGCAUUGAAGCUGAUUGAAUUGGUUAAAAAGCCCCCAAAAGAUACAUGUCAUAUUUAGAAUGUAGUAGUACUUUCAAACUGCUCAAUUUUUUGACAAGAGAUGUCAUGUAAAUGGUCAGUGGUGGAAGGAGCAGAGUAGUUUUCAGGAGCAACUGUGUUGACAUAGUUGACUCUGGAAUAGUAGACCUAACUUGUUUGUGGUUACUGAUUUUUUUUUAGGUUUUUUUUUUUUUUUUGAUACACAAUUUAAAAAACAAAUUCAGGUUUAGAGAGACCAUUUUGAAAUCUUGAGCUAUUUCCUGAAAGAUGAAAGCAUUUAUCUCCUAAUUCUAGUUUGAUGUGUUUUGUAACUCUAAGGACCAACAGAUUAGUCAUUCCACUUGACUACUCUGUUAAAGCAGAGUCUUGCACAAAGGUACUUAAUUCCUACCCUUUCUGUAGAGUCCAUUCUGCCCAGAUGCAUGGCCUGUAGUAGGUAAAAAAGUUCUCGCUUUAGAAGGGAGAACUCUCUCACAGUGUUUCUAACCUAACAGAUCAUGGAAGUAAUUAAGUACAAAUGAUUUCUCAUGGCAUUUAAAGUUGCUGUUUUUUUUCAAUAAUAUGAAUCAAGGUUAAGCCAUGAUACAACAAUAAGCCAUAAUUCUUCAAGAAGAAUAAGUAGUAGUAAUAAUAAUAAUUCAAAGAAAAAUUUCUAUGGCCUCUAUUCAUAUUUCAUGUUAAAGUUGAGAAGAAAAAAUUAUUCCCUAAUUGAUUAAGGCAGUUAUCAAAGUAGAAUCUAGUGAUAAGGUCUUAACUUGUAAUUCACUUUCAAAGGUCACCUGAAAAUGUUUUACUUCUGGUUUAUACUCUUAUAUUUUUGAAGUUUCAGCUGGCCUUAAUUAACUAUGCAUAUAAGAAGGAAAAUAUUUCAAAAUCUCUUUCAGGCCUGCUGAAAGCAGCAAAUCAGGCUUUGCCCUUUCUCCUGGACAAGGCAAUUAGUCCCUAUUACAUUGCCUGUCACUGUUGGUGUUCUCAGAAAGACUUGGCCACAUUCAUUGUUCUCUCAGUGCUUGUUUGGAGGGUGCUCAUGGGAAUUAACCAACCAAGAUUCUGUUGGGGUAAAAAAAGUCUGCUUGCCCUUUUGGAUGAGUUUUCUACAGUAAGAGACAUUUGCCCAUUACCUGGCAAUUCACAGACUUGGCAGAAACAGGGUGUACAUCCCUAGAUGAUAGGUUUGUAUUGCACAGGGUAGUUUGCUGAAAACGAAAUACAUGUCAUGAAAAUAUAAAUUAGUCAGUUCUUCCUCUGAGUCCUUUCCAGCUGUCUUGUGCCCUGGCCAUCCUUGCCCUUUGUCAUCAGCACUGCAGCCCCUGCCUCCAACAGACACAGAACUUGAGAACUUGCACUAAAGAGAGGAGUAGGACAAUCCCUCCCUGUCUAAAACAAUACAGGAUGUAAUUGAUUAUUUAUUCUUUGUGUUUCACACUUCUCAAACUGCUCUCACAAGUGAUCAGCUUUGCACCCUGAUGUCAUUUGUUUGCCUAAAGGGAGAAGCUUGUUGUGCCUAUAGAGGACCUGGAAAUGUCUCCUGAAGCUCCUACUGUCACAGGAGCAAGAUACAACUGUUUAUUCUGUAGCAGAACCUCAAAGACACCGGCCUGGCCUAGCUCACAGCUUGAAGUGCAUGUUUCUUCUGGGGGCCAGAGGGGAACAGAAGAGGUUUUCAGCUUGUACACAAAGAGGGGCUAGCACAUGUAGACCCCCAAUAUUUGGAUUCAGAUAGAUCUGGAGGGACAGAUGAGGAUAAUAAAGGGAUUUUAACUUUUCCUUUUUUUAAGCAAGUGAUAUAUUUAGUCUCUGCAACUAUGAGAGAAGGUAGCUAAUGCUUUACAAACUGGGAGAUGUGAUUUCUGUUUCACAGGUUAUCAGAUGUUCAUAUGAACAUACGGUACUGUGGUGUCAAGUCCAUAUCAAACAAAUGUCAAAAAACGAAGGUUCGAUCCAACUCAGCAAGGCCCUAUCUGAAGAAAUGCCAUUCAAAAAUCUGCUUCUUGCACUACUGGAUUUUGGGUAUGAUGUCUUUGCUGUAGCUAUACAGGAACUAAAUCAGUAC